ACCAUAAGUAAAUGCUCCUUAGGGCCUUCCGAACUCGUACAACCUCUUCGUUGCCGACGUCGGCCACGGUCUUCCAAUCAGGUAUCAGGCAACGGGUAUCAUCCCUAGUACACCAAAGCCCUUUGCUUUGUGAUACAGCGGCGUCAAUUCACUUGAGGGCGUCGUCCAGGACCGCAACCGCGCAACUGAGAGCUCACAGCACACGAACCACGCAACGUCAUCCCGGCAUGUACCCACCCAUCGAGCCGUACGAGACCGGAAAACUCAAGGUUUCCGACAUACAUACCCUCUAUUAUGAAGUGAGCGGGAACAGAGAAGGGACCCCCGUGGUGUUCCUGCAUGGCGGACCCGGAGGAGGUACUGAUCCCAAGGACCGAUCGUUCUUCGAUCCUACCAAAUACAAGAUCAUCCUCUUCGACCAGAGAGGAGCCGGAAAAUCCACUCCCACCGCGUCGCUUGAAGACAACACAACUUGGGAUCUUGUAAAGGACAUCGAGAAGAUCCGUGAGCACCUUGGGAUUUCCAAAUGGCACGUCUUCGGCGGCUCUUGGGGGUCCACACUGGCGCUAGCAUACGCAGAGACCCAUCCCGCCAAGGUCAAGUCUCUGGUGCUGCGCGGCAUUUUCACGCUACGUAAGAGCGAGUUGCGCUUCUUCUACCAAGAUGGCGCCUCCCAUCUCUUUCCUGAGGCCUGGGAAGAGUUCAUCGCUCCCAUUCCCGAGACAGAGCGCGGCGACCUCAUGCUUGCGUAUCACGCUCAGCUCAACUCGACCGACGACGAGACACGCCUGCGUGCUGCGCGUGCGUGGACAAAGUGGGAGUUCCAGACGUCAAAGCUAUAUGUCGACCCUGCUCAUGUCGCCGAGGCGGAGAAGGAUGAUUUUGCCAACGCGUUUGCAUCGAUCGAGAACCAUUACUUCGUUAACGAUGGGUUUAUGAGAGACGGCCAACUCCUGGAUAAGCAGGAGAUUGACAAGAUUCGCCAUAUUCCUUGCGUCAUCGUACAAGGUCGCUAUGACGUCGUAUGCCCGGCGACGACCGCGUUCGCUCUGAAGAAGGUUUGGCCCGAGGUGACGCUUCAUAUCGUACCAGACGCGGGCCACUCGUCGCGUGAGCCUGGCACUGCGAAGCUUCUCGUGAAGGCGACCGACGAAUUUGCGCACAUUUAAACGGAGAAGCGGCACGAAGCUAGAGCAUGACAUGACAAUUUCAUGCCGUCAUUGAAUCUGAGGCGCUGCUAUUGGUUAUGUCCGGCGUUGCGCUGCUGUACGAUAGUGUAGUUAACUGAUCCCCCGCAACUCCAUUGGGAACUAAAGCGUGAUAGGUGACGACGAGCCUUGCUUAUCUUGUGAGCCACCGGUCUGCCAGUAUAUAUCACGUCGCGCAGGAUUGGCCGGAGCUGUGCACCUCCCAUAUUCCCCUUUCUCCCAGACCUAUCGUCGAAGUAUGAUGGGCUUUGUACCGCAUGCCCCGUACUGUCCCGCUGCCACAGACCCAGAAGACCGUCGGAUAGGGAACAAAUACGGUCACCAGCCUCCGUCUGCCCAACAGCCUCCACGGCACUACGCAGCAGAAGGAUGAGGCGGGGGCUACAUAGCUAGUAGCCAAUCGAAGAGUACCAAAUCGGGAAGGGGCACCGACCGCGAGCACUGUGACGUACAUUCUGCUCGAGACACGCGGAGGCAUCGCGACUGCUGAAACGCCCGCCUGUCUGCUCCUCUCCCCAUUCAUCCUCUUGCGUCCUCAGGAUGACCAAGGCCGUGCCCGAUGUCGCGGAGAGCGACGCCCAGCCGCCAACAGCCGGGCAAAUGGAGAAGAUGCGCCGGUGCGACGAUCGAAGAGCGGGGCGCCGGUGAAGAGGAGGCGACGUUGUAUCGAACUGGCUGCAAUAGGGGCAUCUGUCCAAGGUGAGUCGUACGAUGUGGUGAUGUUUUCCAUUCAAAUGCGCAAACUUCUGCGACUGGAACGUGCUCCCAGAGGAGGCGACGGCCACGCCGGGGCGCCACUAGGCCUUCGAGACGCAUCCAGUGCCGCUCGAGCUG
This is a messenger RNA of Dichomitus squalens LYAD-421 SS1, 2042 nucleotides long. Its product is annotated as proline iminopeptidase. Gene Ontology annotation, cellular component: cytoplasm. The record is from RefSeq and is a predicted model, not a curated record. Gene Ontology annotation, molecular function: aminopeptidase activity. NCBI's taxonomy places the organism in Eukaryota, Fungi, Basidiomycota, Agaricomycetes, Polyporales, Polyporaceae. The transcript is spliced from 14 exons. The coding region runs from base 228 to 1169 and encodes 313 amino acids. Gene Ontology annotation, biological process: proteolysis.